Messenger RNA from Syngnathus acus (greater pipefish), 2420 nucleotides. It is a transcript of the gene lclat1, whose product is annotated as lysocardiolipin acyltransferase 1. The transcript is spliced from 6 exons. Gene Ontology annotation, cellular component: endomembrane system. Lineage: Eukaryota; Metazoa; Chordata; Actinopteri; Syngnathiformes; Syngnathidae. Bases 291 to 1442 code for a protein of 383 amino acids. The record is from RefSeq and is a predicted model, not a curated record. Gene Ontology annotation, molecular function: acyltransferase activity.
UCGGAGGCCGGCUGUAAUAACUUUACAGGGAGCAAGUUGAGAGGUCGCGUUAGCAACGAGGCGACACUGUUAGGAUGUUUAUUUCACCUUCGCUUUAACUCAAAGUUUUCAAGAAAUCCAUUACCAAAACCGGGUUCAUCUAUUUUUUUUACUGCCCCGAAUAAGGCUCGCUUGUAUUCUAAGAGACACCUCGCCCGUUAGCUUCCGUUAGCCAGGUUGCUAUGUUGCAGGGAAGCGGUUGGACGGACUCUUCAGAGUUACAACUCUUUUUUUGAAAAGCACUUCAAAAGAUGGCUGUGUCCGUGCGGGGUUUGUACUUUGUCCUGACCUUGUUCUUGGCCAGUUUCUUCGGGAGCAUCUUCAUGCUGGGUCCGGUCUUACCCCUCAUGCUGCUGUCCCCCGCCUGGUACCGCUGGAUUACCGACCGCAUCGUCGCGACCUGGCUCACCCUGCCCGUGUCCCUCCUGGAGCUGGUGUUUGGCGUGAAAGUGGUGAUCACGGGCGACGCCUUCGUCCCCGGGGAGCGUAGCGUCAUUAUCAUGAACCACCGUACGCGUCUGGACUGGAUGUUCCUCUGGUGCUGCCUGCUGCGCUACAGCUACCUGCGCCUGGAGAAGAUCUGCCUCAAGGCGGCGCUCAAGGCCGUGCCCGGCUUCGGUUGGGCCAUGCAGGUGGCAUGCUUUGUCUUCAUCCAUCGCCGCUGGGAGAAGGACAAGGAGCACAUGGGGAACAUGCUUGACUACUUUUGCGACAUCAGAGAACCUCUGCAGCUGCUGCUCUUUCCCGAGGGUACCGACCUCACAGAGAACACGAGAGUGCGCAGCGACGAGUUUGCCACCCAGAACGACCUGCCCAAAUACCAACACGUGCUGCAUCCGCGCACCACCGGCUUCACUUUCAUCGUGGAGCGACUGCGGAAAGGAGCGAACCUGGAUGCAGUGCACGACAUCACGGUGGCUUACCCCAAAAACAUCCCCCAGACCGAGCGCCACCUCAUGCUAGGCCACUUCCCCCGCGAGAUCCACUUCCACGUGCGGCGCUACCCCGUCGCCACGCUCCCCGCCCCGGCCGACGAGCUGGAGUCGUGGUGCCGCCAGCGCUGGGCUGAAAAGGAAUCCCGCCUGCAGGAUUUCUAUUCGGGCCAGCCGCGGGCCUUCGACCGGGAGGGCGUGGCGCGGGUGCCGCCGUGCAAGUCGGAGCUGCGCGUGGCUUUGAUCAAAGCGGCUUCGCUGCUCUACUGGACCAGCUUCAUCGCGCUGUGCUUUGCCGCCUUGUGGCUGUGGGCUCCCGUCAGGUUGUACUUCCUGGUAGUGGUGGGCGUGUACGUGGCCCAGCAGAAGUUGGCGGGUGGGCUGGAGCUGCUGGAGUUGGCCUGCCAUCGCUAUUGGACCUCCGUGGCGGCUAACGGGGAUGACAAGAUGCUGGAUGGAAAAACGCGGUGAGGACAAUGACGAGCUGGCACACUGACGAUGCCUUUGGUGGCUGGGGUCCGCCUACAGGCAGCUCACUUGACCUCAGCAGGAGGCUUGAGAGGAACGUGUUGUGAUCAGCACUCAUUUGGUCUCCUAUUAUUAUUACCUCCGCCAACUACGGAUUGCAGUAGACAAAAUUUCUCGCAGAAUGACGCAUAGAGUGACUCAUACGACACGACAACCUGUCUUUUAAGAUCUCCACAUCUUCCCCGUACGUACGAUAUUUGUUUCAGCGUUUACACGAUGCACGAUGGAGCAAAGCCAUACAACUUGCACAUCCUCUGCUCGGACUCAUCGAAAUGUACUUUCAAAUACCUCCUCCUUGGGUAGCAUUUCGCUUUUAUAUAAAACAGGAAUGUAUUUUUUCCCAGGGGGGUGGGGCUACUUGUUUGUACAAGUACAAAAGCCAAAGGUGUGGGAGAAAGUAAAUACUCACUGAUGAGGGUUGGCUGGAGUAGUUCCUUGAGAUUAGAAGCUGAUUUUUUUUUUUUUGCUUAAGGCUCAAAGAAAAUGUCCUUAUUGGGAAUGUUUUUUUUGGGGGGGGCAGUCUUGGGAUGUUGGGACAACAUGACCCUCCCGCCACAGUGGUGGCACAGGAGGACCACCAGACUUGGAGUGGAAAACUUAAUUUGUCUUAAUGUUGAACCCCGUGACGAAUCAGGGCACAGCGUCAAUUUGAGUUAAGGCCACGAUGUGAGGAAAAAUGCUGAUUGUCUGUUGAGAAGGUGAAAUUUAGAGUCUCUGCUUUCCACACUCACUGUGAUCGAAUUGUUAUGAAAAUCAGAUUAAAUGUACAAUCUGUUUUUAUUUUUAGUAUUAUUAUUUGUUAUUUCCUAAAUGCUGAUGCUGGACCUCUUACAUGGACUACCCUCAGGUAAUUGUGGUGAGUUGAUGGGGAGGAAAAAAAAAAAUAUGACUAUAGCAGAUUAAAUGAACUCCAUUCAAAAA